Messenger RNA from Drechmeria coniospora, 1326 nucleotides. RefSeq lists its product as uncharacterized. The transcript has a single exon. Lineage: Eukaryota; Fungi; Ascomycota; Sordariomycetes; Hypocreales; Ophiocordycipitaceae. The coding region runs from base 1 to 1326 and encodes 441 amino acids. The record is from RefSeq and is a predicted model, not a curated record.
AUGCCCGCUCGCCGUCCUCCCGCCCGCCGAGGGCUGCCCGACCACCACCCACUGCCCGUCUCACCAGAUGAUCCUCGGUCAAAGGAGUCCAUCGCCAUGGAACGAUCCAGCAAGCCGGCAGAUCUCGCCCUCGUCUCCAAGUACUACCCCGUCGCCAACUACUCGUACCCGCGCAGCAACGACCAUGGCGCCCCCCCGUGCGCCGCGACCGAGUCUUCGGGUCGCUCUGAUCGAUCCUCCUUGGGCUCCAACGCCUCCGCUCCGGGCCUGGUAGAUGACCGCACCGACUCGGACGAAACCGAGUCCGUGGACGACGAUGAUCAAUAUCACGCACACGUCUCCCGCCUGUGGGACAGUUUCUGGUCCCGGGAGGUGCCGAGGAAGUCGAUGGGAGAGGAGCCCCUGAUGGAGCUGAACCUGAGGAAGCAGUAUCCCGCUUUGAUCCCUUCGCCUCGCCGUCGGAGGCGCCAACCGUCCCCGGCCGCGCCUGAGCGGACAGCCUCCUGGCCCUUGCCGGAUCCUGAUUCCCCAGCCGAGCGCAACAGGCAGCCCGCCGCGGCCUUUCCUUCUCCUCCCACCGAGCCUGUCGUUCGAUACUCGGCCUUCCCGAAACCCACCCAGGCGCCCAAGGUCCCCUGCAUGCUUUCUGCAAGGACCAUCGGAUCGGGUCCUUCAUCGAUAAAUACACCUCCUCCUCCUGCAUCCGUUCGGCAGCCAGCAAUUUCGCCCACCUUCGCCGCCGAGGAAUACUUGCCCAAGCCAUCCUUUGCCAUGAACUGGCGCCGCUCCUCCCCCAUCGCGAGGCCGACCUCGCGCCCUGUUGCUGCGAACCGUAUCCGGCCGAUGACAGCAUCGGGGGGUAUCCGCUGUGUCGAAUCUCUCUCCUCCACCCACCUGCCCCUGGACAAGGUUCAUCAGAGCCCCAACGGUCGCGGCCCGCGCUCUUCCAAGUCCAUCGCGAACCUCGUCCCUCCGCCACCAUCGCCCCCUGAGGAGCCUCACUCCGUCUUCGAGGACGACUCGGACAGCGAGACGGACAAGAAACACAAAAGCACAAGCAAUGCCAAUAACAACGGUCACGGCAACGGCCACCACCAUCAUCAUCAUCACCACUCCUUCUUUCGCUUUCACAAGCGAUCUGACAGCGACAACCGCCGCGGUGCCAAGCAUGCCAAGCCUGACUCUCUCCUUCGACAGCGCGCCCUCACGGUACCAUCCUCGCCCCUGUGGUCCCAGAAUGACCGUUCCGGCAAGCAGGAGCCGCCGGCGCGGAAACGGUCAGGCCACGACGUCUUUGGCCGCAUGCUCGGCCGACGAAGCCGGUGA